Messenger RNA from Caenorhabditis remanei, 963 nucleotides. RefSeq lists its product as uncharacterized. The record is from RefSeq and is a predicted model, not a curated record. Bases 1 to 963 code for a protein of 320 amino acids. The transcript is spliced from 3 exons. Lineage: Eukaryota; Metazoa; Nematoda; Chromadorea; Rhabditida; Rhabditidae.
AUGAAGGAGGAGGCAGGCGAACUCCCGAAUAAAAAACCAAAAAAGGAUAUCCCUGCAAAGGAACCUGAACAAAAUUGUUACCACAGGUGCAUAAAAUGUUCUAACACAUUUACUGGAUCCGACGUUCUUGACAUUGUGCUUUGCCCAGAUUGUCACGCAAGCGAGAAUAGUACAGCAUCGAAAACAUCCGAAGUUAUACAGAAGCCGGAUGUGGAAGCUACUCAAACAACACAUGCUGACGAAUCUGUUGUUGCAAAUCAAUAUGACGGAACAUCAACCUGCAAUGUUUCACCGCUGCAGCAAGCAAGCACACCUACAGUUGAUCUCCCGAACCGUGUCGUCGAAAAAGCAGAUCAGUCACAUAUGCAAUUUUAUCCAACAAACAACGGACAGGCUAUCCCUGCUUACAACAACACUUAUCCUACUUUCGAUUUGGAUCCAAACAUGCAUGCCGAUUUCGGAUCGAGCCCACCUAUGCAUCCUGAUUUUGGUUCUACCCCAAACAUGCAUCCCGGUUUUGGUUUAGGCCCAAAUACGCAUCCUGCUUUUGGUUCGGGCGCAAACAUGCAUCUUAAUCUUAAUUCGAGCUCAAACAUGAAGACUGAUACCAGUUCCAGCUCAAGCAUUUAUUCCGAAUCCGGUUUGAGCCCAACUAUGCAUUCUGGUUUUGGUUCGAGCCCAAGUAUACAUUCUGGUUCCGGUUCAAGUCCAAAUAUGUAUCCGAAUCUUGUUUCAAGCCCGGACAUGUAUUCUGUUUUUGGUUCAAGCCCACACAUGCAUCCCAGUUUCGGUUCAAGCCCAGAUGUGCAUCCUGAUUUUGUUUCGACUUCAAACAUGCAUCCUGAUUUGGUUUCAAAUCCCAAUAUGCUCCAGUAUCAUUAUCAGGCUGAUCAAGCACAGUGGGACACUUGGAACUUCAAUGACCAAUUCUCCUAUUCCAAUUACCCAUGUCAUAACUUUUGA